Molecule: messenger RNA, 1235 nt
Organism: Culex quinquefasciatus (southern house mosquito)
Lineage: Eukaryota; Metazoa; Arthropoda; Insecta; Diptera; Culicidae
Exons: 2
Coding region: 75-458 (127 amino acids)
Source: RefSeq, a predicted model, not a curated record
UUUUUUAAAGUGAUUCCAACUGCUGCCACUCCUCCCCUAAGGGUCGCAUAGCUCAAGCCCUGCUUAGACAGUUGAUGCGCGCGCAAACGUCGCCUCAUCCUCACCGGCGGUGGUGGCGGUGCCUGGAUAAAGACCGCACGCGACCACCCUCUUCGCGACCCACCAAAACGCACACACCCUCGAAGUUGGAAAAAGAGCCGCUCAAUUCCAGCGAUAUCUCCUGCGACCGCAACUCUGAGCGGCAACCGUGUUCAGUAUCCGCGCGCGAUCUGUCCAAGUCGAGUCGCGUAUCGCUCAGCUGGGUUUGUUGUUUUUGUUUUCUUCAACUCCGCGAGAACCGCCGCCAAGUCGCGCAAUUCGCCAGCCACUUGCAGUUCGGUCGCGGCCAAGAUCUGAUCGUCGUCGUCAUUUUCAGGUUUGCAAAACCGAUGAGUGAGGUUCCACAUCUCUCUCACUGACUCUCAAUUGGCCAAUCACUUACAUUUUGCGCGCCUCCAAACGGCAAUUUACUACUCUCCAUUAUGACGACGAUCAGCUGCAUUGACGUACGUCCUGUCCCAGCAGAUCUGUCCGACCAAUCAACCCAAUGACCGACUGAGGGUCGGCGUGAUGUAAUGGCGUUUGCUCGCUGUUUUGUCGUACGAAACGUAAGCAGCUAUGCAGAUUUUGCCUACUGCAGUGCCGGGAUGAUCCAAUUCGCACUGUUGGUUGAAUUUGGCCCAUACGCCUCCUUGGCUGGUGAUAACAGGUCCGUUUUAAGUACGUGACGCGAAAUACGAUAACAGAGAAGCGCUUGGAGUGUCCAGCGGGCAAACAUUAUCAUUUGACAAAGUCCUCAGCGUUAGUCAACCCGAUGACGAAGCGCUCGUUCUUUCGAGAACCGACACCGAUUAGAAACGAUUACAACGCGCACUUUUAUCACAACCAAGACGCAACGACGAAGACCUGCCGAACGGAAAUGAUCAAUUGUGCUGUUGUGCAACUAGGGAGAAAGAACCAUCCCACCGAAGUCUGACAUAAACAAACCAAUCAGUCAUAAGCCGUAAUGGCAAGAAUUUCAGUUGAAAGAUGAUUUGAAGUGGCUAAACGUGUGGUUUAAAGUGCAAUUAAAACAAUUAAAGUGCAAGAAGAUCCGCCGUCAAAUAGCAGGAAAAAUGCGAUGAUGCAACCAGAAUAAAAAGUAUCAAGUGCAAUACUUAAGAAGAGCAGGUGAAUUUAUUUGAGUGUUUGGAAAU